Messenger RNA from Leucoraja erinaceus (little skate), 659 nucleotides. RefSeq names its product mitochondrial import receptor subunit TOM20 homolog. The transcript has 5 exons. Gene Ontology annotation, molecular function: transmembrane protein transporter activity. Gene Ontology annotation, biological process: tRNA import into mitochondrion; protein targeting; protein import into mitochondrial matrix. The coding region runs from base 58 to 513 and encodes 151 amino acids. Lineage: Eukaryota; Metazoa; Chordata; Chondrichthyes; Rajiformes; Rajidae. Gene Ontology annotation, cellular component: mitochondrial outer membrane translocase complex; mitochondrial outer membrane. The record is from RefSeq and is a predicted model, not a curated record.
GACGCCCUCCGGGUUAUACUUCCGGGAGUCGGCGGGCGAGAACGGCGGCAGGUCGCAAUGCCGCUGGUUGGGAGGACGGGGGCCAUCGUGGCCGGGGUCUUCGGAGCGCUGUUCAUCGGUUAUUGCAUAUACUUUGACAGGAAAAGAAGAGCUGCUCCGGAUUUCAAAAUAAAACUGCGGGAAAGAAGAAGAAAACUGAAGCAACAGGAUAAAGCAAAUGAAUGUAUUGGCAAGUUACCAGAUUUAAAAGAUGUUGAAGCAAUACAGAAGUUUUUUCUUGAAGAAGUCCAGUUGGGAGAAGAAUUAUUGGCAAGAGGUGACUAUGAGAAAGGAGUUGAUCAUUUAAGCAAUGCAGUGUCAGUCUGUGGUCAGCCCCAGCAACUAUUACAGGUUCUCCAGCAAACACUACCACACCAAGUGUUCCAAAUGCUCAUCCAAAGAUUGCCAGCUGUUCGACAGCGUUUCCUUGCAGGAAUGAACAUACAGAAUUUGGUAGAUGACGACGUUGAAUAAAAUGUUUACGCUUUCUUCGGCUCCAACAAAGUUUAUUCCAUCAUCGUAAACUCUAACCUCUGAUUUAAUGUUGAAUCGAGUUUACAAACUAAUUCUAAAACUGUACCAAUCACUUUCAAAAUAAAACAGAAGGCUUGGUCCAUCAA